Messenger RNA from Phytophthora sojae, 1587 nucleotides. RefSeq lists its product as hypothetical. NCBI's taxonomy places the organism in Eukaryota, Oomycota, Peronosporomycetes, Peronosporales, Peronosporaceae. The coding region runs from base 1 to 1587 and encodes 528 amino acids. The transcript has a single exon. The record is from RefSeq and is a predicted model, not a curated record.
AUGAAGGUUUUAACUGCAAUCGCCGGCGCCGCGUCACUGGCCAGCUUCGCCUUGGCAGAGCCGUCUUGGCACAACCUUACCAUCACGGCCCCGCAGUACGGGCGCUACCUGUACCGUACCGAAUCCGAGGAGCCGUUCUUCUGGAAGGCCGACACCGCGUGGGAGCUCACGCACCGCCUGAACAAGACGUCCAUCGACUUCUACCUCAAGACCCGCGCCGAGCAAGGCUACAAUGUGGUGCUGUCCGUCGUGCUUUCUGCUUACAACGGCACCACGCGCCCCAAUUUCUACGGCGACCUCCCGUUCAACAACGGGGACACGACGCAGUUCAAUGAGUCGUACUUCGAGCUCAUUGACUGGACCGUGGACCUCGCUGCAAGCUACGGCAUCUUGAUGGCGCUGGUGCCUGCGUGGGGCAACUGGAUCAGUGGCGCCUGGCACGGCACCAAGGAGUCACUCUUCAACGACUCGACUGCGUACGAGUGGGGCAAGUACGUCGGCGAGCGGUACCCGGGGCUACCGAAGAUACUUGGAGGCGACACCAACUGCUUCUGGGUGCGCAACACGACUGCGGCCAUGAUAUCGUAUGCUGAGAGCCCGACGGUGGACCCUGCUACGCUGCUGGGGCCUGUGGAAGAUACCACUCAUCUUUGGCUGAGCAUGCGCUCUGGCGUCAAGGACGCGGAGAGCGCGCAAGGCUACGAGCCCGUGAUUCUCUUCCACCCCACUGCCGGUAACAUCGAUAGACCGGUGCAGACCCCUGAAGCCUACGGUCACCUUCAAUUCCCCAAGGAAGAGGACCGUGUGUCCAUUGACGCGGUUCAAUCGGGCCACGCCACACCGGAGGCGCUCGGCGGGUUCACUCCUUACAAGACCUGGGACUCGACGAAGAAUUACGAGCUGAUUGCGGCAAUGCGCGACGGAUUCACGGGCCCAGUACUGGACCUGGAGAACCACUACGAAGGAGCUCAUGACAACCUGGAUGCCAGUGUUGCGAUGAUCUGGAACGCGUCGCAGGUCCGCACGGGCCUAUACAACAAUGUGUACGCUGGAGCUGCAGGCUUCACCUAUGGUGCUAACAGCGUGUGGCAGAUGUACGAGCCCGCGGUCAACCUGCUCCGCGAAAGCGACUAUUACUCGCCAUCGUCGGGUGAAAAUGCUUCGAGUUCGUGGAGGAAGGACCUCUUCUUUGAGGCGGGCCAACAAGCUCAAUACGUGACUAAGCCCCUGCAGAACCUCUCCGUCGCUCAACUGGAGCAGCUUGAACCUGCACGUCAACUGCUCGCAAGCCCCAGCGGAUACACCGACGUCGCUGUGAACGCAUUUGGCAGCACGCGAUUCAUUUCCGUGCUGGCGUCCGAGACGCGCGACCGCUUCUACGUCUACACUGGCCAUGGCGACUCGUUUAGCCUUGAGCUCGGCAACGGGUCGGAGCGCUCGGGAACGGCUCGCUGGUUCUCCCCGCGCGAUGGCGAAUUCCACUCGGACUCGACCGUGAACGUCCCUGCCAACGCCACUCAUGUGGACUUCACGCCUCCGUCGGGAGGCACUGUGGACGACGACUGGCUCCUUGUGCUGGAGUUCUAA